This is a messenger RNA of Sugiyamaella lignohabitans, 498 nucleotides long. RefSeq names its product activating signal cointegrator 1 complex subunit 3. The transcript has a single exon. Bases 1 to 498 code for a protein of 165 amino acids. Lineage: Eukaryota; Fungi; Ascomycota; Dipodascomycetes; Dipodascales; Trichomonascaceae. The record is from RefSeq and is a predicted model, not a curated record.
AUGCAACCAAAACAGCUGGAGGAUUUUCUGGGCCUGGUGGCUCAGAUGAAGAGCGAUAUCCAAAAGCUGAACAUCCCUUCGACACCAAAUUCGGUGGAAAUCAUUGAUAACGACCCAUUGGUACUACCUGAAUUCGGGGCUUCUUCUCUCGAACAUGACACAUUAAACACAUCAGCAUCCAGUCGACUGUCAGGAACUGAAUGGCUGAAAGAACAAUGUCAAUUGGCAGCUAGGGCCAACAGCGGGUUCUCAGCAGAGGAUCUCCAGGCCAUGCUGACUGACAUUCUCAAAUCUGACAUAGCAGACAGCGAGCUCCAGGGCACUCUUGCGGAUAUGCUCGGGUUUGACAAUCUAGGUCUAGUCAGUGAGUUGAUUCAACGUCGUUCUACUCUAUUCAUUGAUGAAGUAAGUAUCCCAGUUGACUUUGAAAAGGGCUCUUUACUGCCAAUUCGUUUUGUGCAAUAUUCGAUAGAGGCUGUAGGGGUUGGAGUUAAUUAA